CCUGGCACAUCCGCACGAGGCAUUCCGGCUGGACAAACGGUUGAUCCGGCUGUGCUCUGGCAACAGCGCGGUACCUCGCCAUCGAUCAGCGCUGCUCUCGAGCAUUUUGACUCUUCUUCUAUCGCUACAUCCAUCAUCAUCACCGAUCCACAUCCCUCGCAUACCCAGCCAUCCUCUCUGAUGUCGCAGCAAGCUUCAAUCUCCUCAUCGAACGGCGCAGCAAAGGACGCCAGCGCCGCGGCUAUGAGUCCAAGGACUGGCGACGAGCCCUCAAGCUCUCAAUCGCCCCCACUCGCGCCAACCUCCGCCAAGACGGAGGGCAGCGGCUCUCCCCCACCCGGACAGCGCAGGAAGCGUACAAGGCCCGUGAGCGCCUGUGAAGCCUGCCGAGCUCACAAGGUCAAGUGUAUCCUCAAGCCCGAUCAGCCCAUCUGCGAGCGUUGCGCUUCGGCGGGCAAGGAAUGCCUCUUCCGCAUCGAUGAUCUGCGCCCGGACUUUAGGGCUGAGCGAUUUGGUCAUUUGGGGCCUCCGGGGGCUGAUGCGAGAGAGAUUAAGAGCAAGCCCAAGGCGCACAGGAAGGAGUCGACGAGUGGAGGAGCGGCCCACCGCCGCAGUUUGACUGGGCACUCGCGAGAGGAGCCAGAGGAGGGCGAGGAAAGCGCAAAGAAGAGGUCGAGGAAGGAUUCGGUCAAGACCGCUGCGCCGGCGCCCACCGCAGUUGAGCAUGGUGCACCCAUCGUCGUCGAUCCUGUGAUGCGCGCGCCUCCUUCCCACAUGGUAGCACAAGCUUCAAGCAGUUCCUCGCCGCCGCCGCCGCCGCAUCCUAUGAUGCCGCCUCAUCAUGCUGCGCCAUACCCACCUGGUUACGGAUUCGGGGCUCAUCGUACAAACUUCGCCACUCCUACACCAGCUUUGCCUCAUCCGCCCCCACCCCAUCCCGCCCAAGUCGGCUACCCGACGGCCACUCCCAACAUGUACCAUCCACCGCCCGCAGGAUACGGUCAUGGCUAUGACGGCUACAGUCAAGGCUCAGCCAGACCUCCUCCUCCGCCUGUGCCGACCUACUACUCCACGCAGCCGCCUGUCAUGUAUGGCUCCCCACACUCGGCCGCCUUGCCAUACCCAACCCCUCCGCCGGGCCGACCGUCACCCUACUCGCCUCGAGAGAGCGAUCGCGACAGGGAGCGGCUACAUCGACCACGCGCCCCUUCGGCAGCCGGCUCACCAUCAGCCUUGCCACCAAUCCGUACCGCCUUUCCUGGCUUAGGCAGCGAGUCGUCAUCGAGCGGCGAGAGGCGUUCGAGGUAUCCAAGCGAAUGGGAUCGACCACUGACGGGGGCCUCAGACACUCGGUCAGAACGGCCCUUCUCUCCGCUCACAAAGACGAGGCUGCCGCACUCGCCAGGCAGUGUGCAUCGCGAGCUACCGAGCGCCCCUUCACAUCAGGAGCGCAGAGACGGUGCAUCACAGCAAGGCCAUUCUCACUCGACCUCGCAGCAUCAGCAUCAACAGCAGCAGCAACGAGUAACCUUCCACUCGCCUCCUGCCGACGAUCACCCAUCCGCUGGCGAGGCUCACACAGCUGGUUCUCAAGGCAGUCGCAGCUCGGCGGCAAAAAAGCCCUCUCUCGUUGUUCCCUUCUUCCGCUGGUUCGGUCUCACGGCCAACACGCCUGGCUACCGUAGGAUCAAGGUCGCCGUCAACCCAGAUGUGCCUCAAGAUGAGGACGACAAGCCACCCUCUGGCACCGAGCAAGAAGAUGGCGAAGGAGGCGAUGGUGCAACACAGGCGUCUGGAGCUCCCGCUGAGCGAGCCAGCGACGACGACGCCACGGGCAAGACAGCCCUACCGAAUGGCAGCCCUACUCAGCCACCUGCAGACCACCCCUCGUCGACCUCUGUUACCCCCUUGACGCCUAGGCUGCACGGGUCUCGUCACCUUUUCGGCGGAAUGGAGCAAGACUCCGUCGCCUCGUCAACAUCUCGCGACCUGUUCGACCCCUCGCGACCACGCUAUCCACGCAAGGACAUUCUCCUCCAUCUGUCGGAGCUUUUCGUCAAGUACUUCCGCACUCAUCUCUGCCCCUGGAUUAUCGAAGAAGAGCUGCUCAAGAGCGUUCAAGACGGCACAAUGCCCUCAAUCCUCGCCAACUCCAUCUGCGCGAUGACUGCCCGCUUCUCCGACUGGGCUGAGCUCAAGCGCAAGCCUCCCAAAAGCGUAGGCGAGUGCUUCAGCGAGAUGGCAAAGACACUCAUUGUGCCCAUGCUCUCCUGGCCGAGCCUCGACGUUAUUGAAGCAUUGAUCAUCCUGAGCUAUGCGGAAUUCGGGGCCGGAUCUGAUUCAGGGUUGUGGAUGUACUCGGGGAUGGGCAUGCGAAUGGCCAUGGACCUGGGAAUCGAGCACGAAUCGACAAUUCAGAGUCUGCCGACCAAAGCACAACAGGAGAAGGCCCGCUGGCUGUUCUGGUCGGGAUGCUACGCCAUCGAUCGCAUCACCUGUUUCGGCACAGGUCGGCCCGUCACUCUUCUCGACCACGCCAUCGACUGUCGCCCUCCUGUCGUUGAGGCUACGGCGGACACCUUCUUCGCGAGCCAGAUCAUCCAAGUUCUCCUCCGUCGUGGCAGGAUGGGUGAGCUCCUCAAUCGUCGCGACGACGGAAUGCGCCUCAGCGAGAAGAAGGUCCGCCUCACCGAGCUCUGGCAGGAGUGCGCCGCCUACUUCCAGUCCCUGCCCUCCAGCUGCGCAUUUGGCGUGCAGAGCUUCAAGCGUGCAGCAAGCAACAAUCAAGGGUCGGCCUUCCUUUAUUUGCACGUCCUGUUCCAGUCUACGAUCAGUCUACUGGAGCGACCCGGCAUGAUGAGGGCGAGGGACACCGACUUCUCGGCCCCGCCACAGAGCAGUUCGACGGUCAUGAGCGCUGCGGGCCACAUCUCGGCUUCAGCGUCACGCUCCAUCGUGGAUAUGGUAGCCCUUGCUGCUCAUGUGGAUCCGAAGAGCUUCCAUUCGUCGCCGUACCUUGAUCAACUCAUCCUGCCUACUGGCCGCCUGUUCGUUGCAGAGAGGGAAAGCAUCAACGAGGCGAUGAAGCAGUGUGGAUACAUGCCCGGCCAAUCACGCCAGUCCAGCCCUUCAAGGCAAUUGCACACCAGCAAUAGCGAGAGCACGGCCGGCGGUGGUAGCACGACAACUGCAACGGGAACGACGGCUGCCACAACGGCGGUCACUGAUGCUUCCUCGUCAGGGCAGAGUGAUCGCAUCACCAACUUGAUGCGGCACCGCAAGGUGAUUACGGACAACCUGACGAAAUGCACCGUCUGGCUGCGCACUUUGAGCCACUACUGGGCAGGCGCUUCCUGGCCUGCGAGGGCUCUCGAGCAGGAAGCGGCGGGCGCGUCGGGCAGCGAUGUGAUACCGGACGCGGAUGAUGAGGAUGCAAUGCAGGCACCACUGAGAGACAUGGAGCUCCUCAGUGCAUGGGCGAAGGAUAAGCUUAAGCAAGCCAAAGUCAGGAUGGCCUCUAGGAGAGGGAGCGCGGCUACUCUUGCGGGAGCGGCGGGCGGUACUGCGGGCGGUGCUGCUGCUGGAGAGACGUCGUUGACUGCUGUGACGAGUGGCCUGCGGAACUCAAUGGGCAGCCCUGGCGCGGCGACAAGUAUUGCGAGCUUGCUUGCGGCCGCCAAUGCCGCUCAGCAACAGCAGCAGCAUCCGCAAGCAGCGCAUCAUCAACAGCACGAGGGUAUUCUGGACUCAGCCUCAGCCUCUGCCUCCGGCUCAAGCGGUGACAAUCCUCUAGGUCUCGCUCUCUCCGGCCAGCUUUCCACCUCUGUCGAGAUUGACAUCCGCGCUCUGGUCGAUAUGUGGGCUGCGGAGCAAGAGCGCGUGCAGUCCUCCUCUGGACCUGGUGCGAAUGGCAAUGGCAUGGGAGGCGGAGGAGGUCACGGCACCGCGUCGAAUGGCGCAAGCACACCGUACGGUAAGAUGUGGACUGCUGCUACACCUGGGCCAUUCGAUGGUUACCAGCAGCAGCAGCACGGCCAGCACGGAGCGCACCAGCAGCACUACGCCGCAACUCCCGGCCACCAUCAGUCGUCCUACGGCCAGCAUCCCUCCCAUCCCUCUAUCUCAUCAUCAUCAGCGCACGCGCCUCCGCAUCCUCAAUCUCACCAAGCUCAACAACACCAUGCUCAGCAGGCUGGCCUCAACCCUUCGUCAGGCCAUACCGGUCCACCACCCACGAUGGACUUCUCCGCCCUCCAGCUCGAGGAGCUCCUCUCUGCCGACCUGUCCACCACUACCAUGGGCGGUACGGACGAAAGUGUCUUCCCGCUUCUGCCACUUGAUCUCUCAAGCUUGGAUGACUUUGUCGGUGGGCUCGGCGCUGGUGGAACAGCGAGCGGGCAAACGCCGAGCAAUGCAGCGAGUGGCGGAGACGCGGCUGCGGGGCACGGGCAACAUCCAAAUCAGCAGGCUCACCAGGGAGGGGCGGGCUUUGGCGCUCCUGGGCAUGGGUACAUGCCUGUUGACACCAACGGUAGCAACGGCGGCAACGGCUUCCUGCCUCAUGGCAUCAGUUCGGCCCUCUUUGGCUUCCACUGAAGAGCGAACGCAGACGAGUAGCGCGUCGAGGUUCAUAAUGUUGAAAGUGCUGUAUCAUAUCGUGCUUGCUUAGCUGCUUGCCCACUUGUCUGCUUGCUUGGCGUCUUUCGAUCA
Messenger RNA from Jaminaea rosea, 4710 nucleotides. RefSeq lists its product as hypothetical. The record is from RefSeq and is a predicted model, not a curated record. The transcript is spliced from 2 exons. Gene Ontology annotation, biological process: regulation of DNA-templated transcription; DNA-templated transcription. Gene Ontology annotation, molecular function: DNA-binding transcription factor activity, RNA polymerase II-specific; DNA binding; zinc ion binding. Lineage: Eukaryota; Fungi; Basidiomycota; Exobasidiomycetes; Microstromatales. Bases 181 to 4596 code for a protein of 1471 amino acids.